GGUGUUUAUUUUAACAUACCACACUUUAAAAUUGAAAGGUAAGGGGGCUUUCUAGUGCUUAUUUUGCUGGAUGCGAGUCGACUUAGAGUGAUAAUAUAUUGGUUUUCCUAGUUUAGAUAAAUUCUAAAAGAAGAGUAGAUACUGGGAUUAUUUCGACAUGUCAUCGUACACCUGCAUCAGCUGCAGGGUGGCCUUUGCAGAUGGUGAGGUGCAGCGGGCACACUACAAGACAGACUGGCACCGCUACAACCUGAAGCGGAAGGUGGCCGACAUGCCCCCCGUGACGGCAGAAAACUUCCAGGAGAGGGUGCUGGCACAGCGGGCGGUGGCUGAGGAACAGGCGCAGGGUGGCGAUGUGGCCUGUGCCACCUGCGGCAAGAAAUUCUCCAGCGAAAAUGCCUUCCAGAAUCACCUUCAGUCCCGCAAGCACCAGGAGGCGGAGAAACGGACCCUGGCGGCUGCCCAGAAGAAGGUGGAGAUGAUGAACGAGAAGAACUUGGAGAAGGGCUUGGAGGCAGAGCUGCUGGACAACAAUGCCCGCAACGAGGCCCUCCAGCAGGCCCUGCGGGAGCAGCAGAAGGCUUCGCCGGCCAAGGCUGCCAAAGUCCAGGCCUCGGGGCAGGAGGGCCAGACCAGACAGCGACCAGAGAAGCCGCCCAGGUUGCAGUGGUUUGAGGAGCAGGCCAGGAAGAUAAGUGCUGAGGAGGAUGGUGCAGCUGCAGAAGAAGAGAACUGGGAGGAUAUGGAUGAUGAUGAUGAUGAUGAUGACGACGAUGACAUGGAGUGGGGUGAGGGUGAGGAAGAGGUGACAGACGAGGCCGGGUCGACGGCGUCGGGGGUCUCCUCCGAGCUGCCGCCUGGGGUCAUCCCCGCCACGGACUGCCUCUUCUGCGCGCACCACUCGCGCACCCUCCUGAAGAACGUGGAUCACAUGACCAAAGUGCACAGUUUCUUCAUCCCCGAUGUGGAGUACCUGGCGGACCUGAGGGGGCUGAUUCGGUACCUGGGGGAGAAGGUUGGUGUGGGGAAUGUCUGCCUGUGGUGCAAUGAGAAAGGCCGCUCCUUCUACUCGACGGAAGCCGUGCGCAGUCACAUGACCGACAAGAGCCACUGCAAGCUGUACACGGAGGGCGACGCCGCCCUCGAAUUCGCCGACUUCUACGACUUCAGGAGCAGCUACCCGAACCACAGUGACGGCGAGGAGGUGGACAUGGGGGAGGCGGAGCUGCCGGACGAGAAGAACCUGGAGUACGACGACGAGACCAUGGAGCUCACCCUGCCCUCUGGAGCCAAGAUUGGCCACCGGUCCCUCAUGCGCUACUACAAGCAGCGAUUCGGCGCGACCAGGACCGUGGCGGUGGCCCGUGACAGGAAUGCUGUGGGCCGGGUCCUGCGGCAGUACCGGGCCCUGGGCUGGGGGGAAGAUGCAGGCAGAGACGCCACCGCCCGCAGCCGCAAGGACAUGCAGUACGUGCAGAGGAUGAAGGCCAGGUGGAUGCUCCGGACCGGGAUGCAAAAUAAUGCCACCAAACAGACUCACUUCAGAGCCCAAGUCAUGUUCUGAAGUCCUGGCAGAGCGCCCCCUGCUGUCCCCGCGGCUGGGUGACUCCAGCUGUGCCCCCGCCCCCCCGCUGAUUACAGGAGAUUAUCACCCAUGCGUCCUUUCCCAACCGGAGGAGAUUAUCGGAGUUUCCAGAAUCAUUCUUCGCGGAGUAAAUUACAGAGUGCAGCCAAACCCGAAUCUGUGGUGCUUUGAAAGCCUGGGUUGUGGCGCCUGGGUUUUAUUGUGUUGGGGAGACGGCUGUGAUCAUUUAUUAUAGCCGGUAAUUAAAUGGACACGUUUUCAGAAAAUGCUACCCUGAAAAUAUAAUUAUUGCUUAAAAUUAUAAUGAAUUACCAUAAAGAACAGUGUUUUAAUGAG
Molecule: messenger RNA, 1921 nt
Organism: Paramormyrops kingsleyae
Lineage: Eukaryota; Metazoa; Chordata; Actinopteri; Osteoglossiformes; Mormyridae
Gene: znf622
Product: zinc finger protein 622
Biological process (GO): ribosomal large subunit biogenesis
Cellular component (GO): preribosome, large subunit precursor
Molecular function (GO): zinc ion binding; nucleic acid binding
Source: RefSeq, a predicted model, not a curated record